Molecule: messenger RNA, 1054 nt
Organism: Fragaria vesca subsp. vesca
Lineage: Eukaryota; Viridiplantae; Streptophyta; Magnoliopsida; Rosales; Rosaceae
Product: peptidyl-tRNA hydrolase, mitochondrial-like
Exons: 8
Coding region: 246-911 (221 amino acids)
Molecular function (GO): peptidyl-tRNA hydrolase activity
Source: RefSeq, a predicted model, not a curated record
GAAACCAGACGAUUCAGCCAGACUUGCCCUGAUUUUCGUUACAUUGAGAAAGAAAUGAUGCUGCAAAUUUCCCUUGCUUCUUUUAUCAGUAGUUUUAUCUGCAACGUCUCUUUCGUUUCUUGUUGUUUUGCUCGUGUUUUUGAAAUGCCCACCAACUGUUUGAAGAAAUGUCUGUGUGGCAUCUUCAUUCUAAUUCUUGCUGAAAUGUUGUACGUGGCAGGUGAGAUGAAGACUUGGAUUUCAUUAUGAAGAUGAUGAGUAGGUUUAGUAAGCCGCGGUACUUUUGCUCUGAUGCUCCGCGGCCGUGGCUGUUUGUGGGUUUGGGCAAUCCCGGCGAUAAGUACAAAGGAACUCGACACAAUGUGGGGUUUGAGAUGAUUGAUGUUUUCGCUCAGUCGCAAGGGAUAGCGAUGGAUAGAGUCCAUUGCAAAGCUAUAUUCGGGCAAGGUUUUGUAGAUGAAGCCCCUGUUCUUCUAGCAAAGCCUCAAACGUAUAUGAACUUGAGUGGUGAAUCGACGGGACCUCUUGCUGCUUAUUAUAAGCUACCUCUAAACCGGGUGCUAGUGUUCCACGAUGACAUGAACUUACCGUGUGGGGUACUCCGUCUUAACCCAAAUGGAGGUCAUGGAAGCCACAGUGGGCUGAAGAGUGUGUUCUACAAUUUUCGAGGGAACAGAGAAUUUCCUCGGUUGAGAAUUGGUAUUGGAAGGCCUCCUGGUCAAAUGGACCCAAAAGCAUAUUUGCUCCAAAAAUUUAAUGCAACAGCUCAAGGACGAAUCGACACAGCUUUACAAGAGGGAGUCGAUGUACUGAAGCUCCUGCUGUCUAAAGGGCUAAACGAGAGUGCAAGACGCUUCAACACAGAGCAAAAAUACAAGCACUUAAGGUUAGACACCACCACGGCGACAUGAACAUAUCAUUUCUGAAGCCCAGACCCUUGUGGAUUGCCUGAGAAUGUGUACAACCAGAGGCAAGGCAUUGGGUCAUUUAUAGAGUGGGAUCUGGGAAUUAAGUAACACGUUGUUGUGCAGCCUGGACAGUUUUGAACAUGUGC